UAGUGAAUAAAUAGAUACGUGGUGAUAAUUUAUUCCAGUAGUUCGUAAAUAAAUAUCAAACAUUCACGGAAUUUUUUGCACAAAAUGUCUACUAAAGUAGCAGUUGUUACGGGUUCUAAUAAAGGAAUAGGAUUCGCUAUAGUCCGUGGACUUUGCAAACGUUUUAAUGGAACAGUUUACCUUACUUCAAGAGAUGAAGAACGCGGGAAAAAAGCUGUCGCCGAUUUAAAUAAAGAAGGCCUAAACCCAAGUUACCACCAACUCGACAUUACCGACAAUAAGAGCAUCGAGAGAUUUAGAGACUACAUAAAGAGUAAAUACGAUGGAAUUGAUAUAUUGGUCAACAAUGCGGCAAUCGCUUUUAAAAGUGCUUCUACAGAACCGGUAGCGGUACAAGCCGAGCAAACACUCUUCGUUAAUUACUUCUCACUUGUUUCUGUUUGCGAUAUUUUGUUCCCAAUCGUCAAAAAUGGCGGAAGAGUGGUCAACAUUUCCAGCUCAUGUGGCCAUUUGAGUCAUAUACCUAGCGGGAAUUUGAGAAAAAGGUUCCAAGACCCGGAGCUGACUGUAGAGGAAUUAUCUGCGUUGAUGCAGCAAUAUGUGGACGCUGCUAAACAAGGAACGCAAGAAGCCGAAUGGGGCAUAUCCUCAUAUGUUGUGUCUAAAGUGGGUGUUACAGCUUUGACUAAAAUUCAGCAAAGACUACUCAACGAUAGAGAUAUAAAGGUGAAUGCAGUCCACCCAGGAUAUGUUGACACAGACAUGAGCAGCCACAGAGGUCCCCUGACUAUAGACCAGGGAGCAUCCGCACCUCUAUACAUUGCUUUGGAUGCUCCAGACUCUGUGAAGGGGGAAUAUAUUUGGUUUAACAGCAAAAUUGUCAAUUGGGAUGGUCAGAUUCCUGAAGAAAAAUAUUGAACAUUACUAAAAUACAUUUUAAGUUUCAUAUGUUAUUGUUAAAAUAAUUAUUUUUGUAUUCCACUAAAGUCUGUAUAUUUUCAAAGUAAAAUUAUAUGCAAUUUUAAAAUAACUAGUCUUUACUCUUUAUAUCUGUUAUUUGAAGAAAAUAAAUAUUGCUUGCAAAAAAUAAA
This is a messenger RNA of Manduca sexta (tobacco hornworm), 1091 nucleotides long. Its product is annotated as carbonyl reductase [NADPH] 1. Gene Ontology annotation, molecular function: carbonyl reductase (NADPH) activity. NCBI's taxonomy places the organism in Eukaryota, Metazoa, Arthropoda, Insecta, Lepidoptera, Sphingidae. Bases 85 to 918 code for a protein of 277 amino acids. The record is from RefSeq and is a predicted model, not a curated record. The transcript has 2 exons.